AUGGCAGUUGAAGUUGAUUAUGGCAGUGCAGUCAGAAGACACCACCAGCCUCUUUGGGAGAAAAACCUGAAGGUGCUCCAACUGUCCAAGCUGAUCAGUGUCCUCAGACUGCCUCCAAACGCUGAGGCCUGCCCUAUGGAGAAUAUGUCUGCAUUUUGUGUGGAAACACAAGACAGAACAUUGGUGUUUGCUGCACUGAAGGACGACUGUGUGGACUGGGUCAAAAAACUGUGUCACAGCAUGUUUCAGGGAGGAGGUCGCUCAGGCUCAAAUCAGCUUCAUUUGGAGGAGAACCAGAUGUAUGCCUCAUCAGAUGAAGAAUUCUGGGUUCUAGUUCAGAGGACAGAUGCAGCAACACGUGGUGGUCUACAGGGGUUCCACUGGCUGCACGUGGGACAGGAGUCUCUGCAGCUGAGAGAAACACAGAUGAAGAAACUUGUCAGGGAGUGGCCUUAUGAACUGCUGAGACGAUAUGGAAAAGUUAAGCUGGCUUUAACCAUUGAAGCAGGCAGACGCUGUGACUCUGGUCCUGGAACAUUCACCUUUGAGACACCGCAGGCUGAGAAAAUAUUUUUCCUGAUCCAGAGCACCAUCAAACGAAAGACUUUAGCUAUUACAACAGGUUACCAAAAUCAAGAGGGUAAGAGAGUUAUCACAACAACCAAACAGACCAAUUCCCCUCUCCACAAAAUACCUGAUACGACCGGUAUGGCUGAUAUUGUGGAGAGGGACCUGAGGACAGAGGAGGGGAAAUGUGCAGCUCCAGAAGAGAGUGCUCAUAUUCAAGGAGAACUGGUUCCACAUUCAGAAUGUGUAUCAGCCCAGCCAGCUCCUAAAACCCUCAUGCCUCUGCCAUUGGUUCCCACAAAUGACAGCCCCUUUGGAGGUCAUCACAGUGGCCAAUUAGACCCUAUAUAUGCUGACCCAACAGAAUACAACCAGUUUGUAUCAAAACCACAACUUUCCUUGGCUCUGUAUGUGGACCCUGCAAUUGUUCUUCCACUCAAACCCCCCACUUCAAGAGCAACUGUUGCUCCCCUUCCUAGCUCCUCAAUGUCACAUCCUUGCUUUGACAUGGAUAACCCAGAUUCAGUCUACUCAGAGGUUUUCGACAGAGUCAGUCCAGUCCAGAGUAAACAUCUCAUCAUCAACAGCAAAGAAAAAACAAAGUGUUUUACAGAUGAUGAACCCAUCUAUACUGAGCCUUUGAAUGAGAAGGAGAAGGUCUUCCGUAAUACUGAAAACAUACAUGACCCUUUUGCCCACCUUUAUGCUCAAGUCUGCAAGUCACCUUCUCCCUCAACCCCCUCUAACACCACCCCUCCCUGCUCUACUCCCUCUUCUUCUGUUACUGGCAACACAAAUGACAUGGACCAGUCAAUUGAUAAUGUCAUCAUUUG
Messenger RNA from Paralichthys olivaceus (Japanese flounder), 1400 nucleotides. The record is from RefSeq and is a predicted model, not a curated record. Lineage: Eukaryota; Metazoa; Chordata; Actinopteri; Pleuronectiformes; Paralichthyidae.